CUGGUGUCUUUGUUGAAAGACUCAAUCUCCACCAUCUGUUCCACAGAGAACAUGAACCGCUCCAGCGCCACCUCCUCUUUGUCCUUGAUUACAACGACCACUUUCUCGACAUUCCCCGCCAAGAGUUGGUCGCGAAUCGACUUGACAGCACCGGAGAUGUAUUCGUUGAGAGCGGGGUGUCUGGACUGAUAGACAGGAGUGUCGUAUUUCUUGCGACGGACGAACAAGUCCGCUGGAUAGAUCUGCCGUACGUACAGGAUGGUGUGUAUGGCGACUUCAACUGCGAAAAUGGAUGAAAUACGCGUUCCAAGAAAGAUCGAGAGGCAUACUGAAUUCAGUUAUGGACAGAAUGGUUUCUAGGACGCGUCAGCCUUGAAGAAACACGCUGAGGUACUACUACUCACGAUUGAAGGUCAAGGUCUUCGUCGUCAUCGGAGUAUGAGUCUCGUUGAUCGGCAUUGCGGUCCGAAGCAUGAUGGCCGCGGCGUGUAACGAGCCCACCCUCGCAAUCAACUGCGCUAUUGCCGACUCCCAGACACAACUUGAGGAGGAUCCGCUAUGGAUGGAAAGCUUGAGCUGAACCCCAGGGAAAGACCACGCAAGUGGUCUCUGAAGCGGCUGACCGCGUCCAUCUUUGCCAUCGUUUGCGCGACACUGUAUGCUCUCGAUCGACGCGUGGUCAUUAGCAUCGUAUCUAAGCACACAACGAGCGUCACGCCCACUCAAUACAAGAAAUGCCAACCACCGCUACCGACUCUUCUUGCCGGCCGUCCUCCGACACCAGAUUCGCCUCGGUUUAAGACCGCAAUCGCCUCACUAGAUUCGUUUCUCACUACUCGUGCCGCUGCUUCCGAUAUCGACAGUCUCUCUGUUUCGGUUGUUACCCCAGCCGGACCAUUGUUCGAGCGAGGGUAUGGACUGCUGAAGGCAAACGAUACGACUAGCACGGAGACUGUCACAAGAGAUUCUGCCUACCGAAUCGCAAGUAUCUCCAAGAUGUUCACUGUGUUCGAGACCCUCAUCCUCCGUGAUAUGGGGAUGUUGAAUUGGGAUGAUCCAGUCGCCAAAUUUCUCCCGAAUUUCACCCAUCCUAAGGAGGGCUGGUCCUCUUAUCUGCAGGGCGAAUACUCCGCGGACAAAUCUCCAAUCACACUGAGGCAGCUCGCGACCCACAUGUCAGGAUUGGGCAGAGAUUAUCCUCCUGAGAACUUCGGAGAUGUAUGGCCUCUUCCGCUGGAUGAGGUUGAGCGGGACGAUGGAAAAGCCGGACGGACGGGAACAGCUGAAGCACUCUUGGAGGCUGCCAUGCAUUAUCCUCUGGUCGCGCCUCAAUAUACGUUCCCUGUCUACUCCAACACCGGCUUCGAUCUUCUUGGGCUCUGCAACGUCGCUGCUUUUGAGAUGGUAACAGGGCGCGUGAAUGUUACCCAUCACGAGCUGCUCGACGAGCACAUUUUCCAACCACUGGGCUUGACGAGCAGCUUUUAUCGGAUCGCAAACGCGAGCAUCGCUACCCGUGUAGCGAUACCGUCUUCUGACUUCGAAUGGGCGGUAAGCGUCAGUCCCGGUCCUUCUUGCAUGGUGGAUGAUGUCUGGCACAGGAUAUGACUUAUUCACCUGCAUACGAACCCUCCGGUGGGCAAUUCAGCUCCUUGGCGGAUCUUGGAAUCGUACUGCGAUCCUUCCUCUCUCCGAAUGGCGAAGGAAUUCUCAGUCCAUACGUUAUGAGAGAAUGGCUGCGACCACUGCAUGCUUGGAGCGAUGGUUUCCAGGAAGUAGGAGCGCCCUGGGAGAUCGCCAAAUUACCAGGCACAGAGGAGCGUGCUUAUGCAAAAGGUAAACCAGAUCCGGGCCCUCCAAAUCAUUCCUCGCUGACUGUGUGAGUACAGGCGGGAAUCUCCCGGGUUACCACUCUCAGUUUGUGGUCGUUCCUCAAUGGUCCUACGGUGUCGUCGUCCUCGUCACCGGGGAGUAUGCUGAUACGACUUCCCUGGCCCGGACGACCAUGGAGCUCUUCCAACCGGCAUUCGACGCUCUCUUGCUGACCGAGGUGACCGCGGCGUACACUGGAAUCUGGGUCGGAGACGGCAGUGUUGCAAUCGUACUCCUGAAGGAUGGAGUGCUGUAUCUCGAGAGCUUGAUUGUGCGUGGCAAAGAUGUCCUCGAAAUUCUGCAGCGCGCGAAGCCCGGAGAAAGUAGACCUGUAGCUUUGUGGUCUGCCGGAAGACCCGAUGAGUUUAGGUGAGGAAGACAUUCUUGCACGUUCGCCGCGCCACUAAUCUACUUGAAAGAUUGGCCCUCGGUCGACCAUAUCUGAACGAUAAUGCUGAUGCAGGCUGCGAGCCCUAUUGGGUUAGCUUGGAUCCACCCAUGGCCAAUGGUGCACCUGUGGAUGUCAUUUUCUGGGAGGGUUCCGAGUUGGUGUAUCCUUCUGCGAAAGUCCGUCUUGAAAGAAUCGGUUGAACAUAUUACACCACAACGUACAAAUACUAAUCUGCAUCGACAACCAUACCACCCCGGCCCCUCCGAAUGCGGUCUUCCAAUCCGAUGGAGCCGCCGAAAACUUUCUUCUGCUCUUUGCUAAGGAAGUUGCCCAUACCCUGCGACUUGCGGCGGUCUUCUUCGUCACGAGCUAGAUCAGCCUUUUCCUUCUCCAAGAGCAUGGCAAGCCGUUGUUGACGUUCGGCACUCAUGGUGUUUGCGUCAGACGACAUAGCAGCAAGCCGUGCAGCUCGUGCAGCGGCAGCCUUCUCGGCCAUAGUGCCCCCAUCCGAAGGCUGAGACGGUGGUGGGCUCAUGCGUGGACGCUUUGGUUCAGGCUGUCGGCGAUCGUCGCGACGCCGAGGACUUGGGCUGCGAGCACGCUUGUGACCUCGCUCAGGGCUUCGGCUGCGAUGAGCAGACUCCUCGGAUUCGUCAGAACGCGGCCAAGUUCGAACGUGAGGGUCGCGAGACCGAGCCCGCGAGUCCCGCACAGGGCUUUCCCGGCGGUGUCGAUCAGGCGAGGGGCUGCGGCGCCUGUGAUAGUCACUAUGUCUGCGCGGCGGAGAGCGGGAACGAGAGUAAUCAGGGGAGCGCCGCGAGUGAUAACGGUCUCGCGACACGGAGCGUUGGCGUCGCUCGUAGUCCCGAGGACUGGCUGAACGGUCCCUUCGCUGUCUACGUUCUGCCUUCAACCUCCUUCGCUCUUCCUUCUCAAGCUUCUUCGCACUCUUGUCUUUCUUCGGUUUGAUGCCAUUGCGCUCUUGCAUUUCACGCAAGCGAAGAGGGUUGGCCAUGAGCGCUUCGUAGGAAGCCUGUUCCUGCUGCUUGAUUGCGAGAAGAGGGUCUUCACGAAUCUUUGAAGCGGUAUCGCGGACGUUGUUGGCAUUCUGAACAGCAAUGAAGUUCUUAUGCGAGGCUCCAAGCUGAAAGUGACUUCAGAAAAAUAUCAAACGGACAAGGCAGUCCGCACCUUGGCAUUCUCAUCAGCAGUAAGAAUCUUGUCCACUCGCUUCUUUCCAAGAAGAUAGUCCUCAAGCUCGUUUGCGUUCUGACUUGAUCCCGUCGCGGGGGUUGCAUACAUCCACUCCAACUUUUCAGUUCGUUUCCGACCCGUUUGUUCCUCUUGUAGACGUUGCAGCUCCUGCAUCUGGCGUUCCUCUUCUUUCUCCUUGCGCAGCUGGUCGAGUUUCUUCUUCUCCUCGAGCUAAGACCGUACAUCAGUUUGCGCAGUGAGUCAGACAUCGCAACAGUAUAACACACCGCCUUCUUCUCCUCCAACCACACCCGCUCCUGAUUCUUCAACAGGAGCGGAUGCCACGACUUCUUCAUGUUGAGAUCUCCUCCACCCAUCUUGAAUGUGUAUUUCGGGAGAAAAACUUGUAGAGGUUGGGUCACCGAAGGACGAUGGUGGUGGGAGACAAUAUGCAGCCAC
Molecule: messenger RNA, 3916 nt
Organism: Mycena citricolor
Lineage: Eukaryota; Fungi; Basidiomycota; Agaricomycetes; Agaricales; Mycenaceae
Source: the annotation of a GenBank genome assembly